ACGGAGUGACUCGGGGAAACGAAGAUGCUCGUCACGCUUCCCGGCCGUUGACAGUACGCAACGCUCGUUACCGUGCACUUUUCCGCCUCACGCGUUGACGGUACGAAAAUUUCCUCCGAACGAAAGUUACUCCUCAGGUUAUUCCACGAAAGUUUUGUAAAGGCCACUUUUCCGUAUCUCGAACCCCUGGGGCGGAGAACGCGAUGCAAAUGUGAGGCCGAUACACCUGCCGGAUUUUUUCCACGCAGGAAACGAGCCAGAACCUACCGAACAUUUAACGAGGGACUGUUAACGUAAUUAGUUCCGAUGUCUGUAAUUACUCUCGUUGAAGGCUCGUCGUAAAAUGUCGCGACCUUCGACUGAAAUCAGAUUGCUGGCAUUCUGCAGCGAUGGCCACGCGACGCGUAAUGGCGCUUCUCUUUUUUCUUCCUCGUUAGUCAGCCCACGCUGCCCUGUUUUCCGUGGAGCGAUGCGCUUUUGUCGAGGGUCCUCGGAUGUUUGGCAAUUUUGUUUCGGGAGCGAGACGUAAGGUCGAUGAUCUUAACUCCUGGGAAGCAUGUUCGCGUCCACGGCCAUGGAGAACGACAAGAAGAGGCUGAGGAACCAGUUCACCAGGGACGAGCGCGCUCGGCUCGUGGCCAUUGUUGGGAUGUACGCCUCUCUGUUGGACAGGAACGUCUCCAUAGUCGGCCGCAAGGAAAUCUGGGACGCGAUAGAGAAGGAGUUCAACGAGGGCGCCUCCUCGAGCAAAACCUCGGCACAGCUGAAGAAGUACUGGCAGAAUUACAAGUACCACUGCAAGAGAACGGCCAUCUCCAAAGACAGUCCGAUGUCAGUCGACGAGGGAUGCAAGGAACAGGUCCAGAGGGAGAUGAAGUCUCACGGAGAGGGGGGACCUCAUUUAGAGGAAAACCCGGAAAACUGCAAGGCCGAUCCUGGAAAAGGGAACGUGGUCGUUUCCGGCCUCUCCGGAGACAGCGUCACCGUCUCUGUCUUCCGGCACGAGAAAAGGGACCUUCGAGGACCCUCUUCUUUGGGUCCCCUCGCGGAAUCCAGCCGGAAGCGGAAGUGCGACCAGGAGAACCGGAAGCAACGAGGCCAACUUGCCGGGACCGAGGAAGUUCCGGACAAUGGGAAGACGGAACGUGAAGAAAACGCAGAAAACUCGGGUCAAGAGAAGACCGAUAAGAUCCCAGAGAAGGAAAAACGGGAUGCUGGGUGUUUCCAGAUGAAUCCCGAGGUCGAUCAUGGAUCUAUCGAUCCAAGGUCUUCCGGGCUCGGCAAGACUUCGACCGAUCCUCGGAUAAACGAUCGAGCGAGGUCGAAGGCCAAAUUCGAACUGGACCAUCAGCUGAUGCUGCGCAGACUGGAGACAGAGGAGAGGCGAUUAAGAGUCAAGGUCGCCGAGAUGGCCGUGCAGGAGAUUCGCCUGCGUAUCCGGAACCUGCAGGAGGAGCGACGACGAGCGGAAGAGCUCCACCAGCGUCGACUCUCAAGGACGAUCGGCGUCUCGUCCUUCCUGACUCCGGACGAACGGGAGGACUGGGAAAAGGAAAAGUCCGAAAUUGGCUGCUGCAAGUCCUUUUACUGAUCUCUCAAUGUCUUUUUUUUUUCCUUUCUCUCUCACUCUCUCGCCGAUCGCCUCGUGUUGCGUCGUACUCUCGUUAAUCGUCAGUUAGAAAAACGUAUGGGAUCAUACAAAAUAACAACGGCGCAUAGUUCCUUCGGGGGUCACGAGCAACGAGUCCAAAGUAUAUCUUGUAUAAGGCGCAACGCUCAACGGAUGUAUAUAUAUAAUUUAUGUUUAUGUAUAUACGUAUAUAUCGGCGCUCAACAAAUAUCGGAACGAUUUAUAUUCCCUUCCGGGACACGGCGAUACAUUUAUAAACUCGGUAUCGUCGACUCUCGAUAAAACGUGUCCCACUUUCUCACUCCCAAUGCGACUCACACUCUCUCGCUCUCUCAGUAUUUUUAAUUUUUCUCUCGCGCUCUCUUUCUCUCUCUCUCACGGGCGCGCCUUUGCCGGAUCUCCUUCCCCGUAUUCAUUGAUUGUUAAUAAUUAUCACAGAAAGUUUGUAAAACAACGACCAUAACGAUUAAUAUUAUGGGUGUAUACGUA
Molecule: messenger RNA, 2119 nt
Organism: Orussus abietinus
Lineage: Eukaryota; Metazoa; Arthropoda; Insecta; Hymenoptera; Orussidae
Exons: 4
Coding region: 557-1591 (344 amino acids)
Source: RefSeq, a predicted model, not a curated record